UGGCGGAGGAUACAGUGUAACUGAGGAUCAGCGGCGGAGUUACGUGAGUUUUCCCAGCAGUUGAGUCGUCAAAGGGCGCAUUAAAUGAUACAUGAGGAGAGGACAAUGUGUUCGGCUGAGGCUCACACUGAGGGGAAGCAAAAACCGACCUGAACUGCCACGUACGAGUAAGAUGGAAAAAUGUAUCGCUGUUUAGUGCAGUCAACAGCCUUGGGCAACAAAUAUGGCUUCUUGUGCCUUUUUCAAUAUGCUAUAAAAAUUGAUCUCCCGUGCAACCUAAUGCCGAGGUGGCUCCGGCUAACUUCUGCAAGCCGCGAUAAGUUGAGUUCAAUAGUCGCUCGGUACUUUUGAUCGCUGAGGAUUUUACAUCCACUUGGCCGUCUGGGGGUUAGCUGGGAAGCUACGGAACUACAGCGGAUAGCAAUGGAGCCAAAGCACAAAGAGUUGCUCGACCAGUGCCACCAGAACUUACUGGAGUCCAUAACAGAUGCAGACCGAGUCAUAGAGCUGCUCAUAGUCUCUGGUACCUUGAGUCAGCUCGAUAGGUUCGAGCUGGACCAGAACUGUUCGUCCAGCGCCGAGAAAGUGGACCACCUUUUGAAGAUGCUGAUGAACAAGGAGAGCGACCAUUUCCUCGACCUGUGUGUGGCCCUGGAGAAGGCAUACCCUGACCUGUAUACUACCCUGUUCAGCAACAACGGCGGUGGACCUGUGGACCACUCCACCGGUUCUACAUACAGCGUUCUCUCCACGAUGCCCUCUGACUCAGAAAGCAGCAGCUCCCUCAGUAGUGUCGGUUCCCCAGUUAAUGGUGAAGCGUCCUCCCCACCCCCAGCUAUCAACGACAACCGGCCAUCCGGCGACAACCUGGACACCAUCUUGUUCCAGCUCCGCCAGGUGACCAGGGAGAGGGACGAGCUCCGCAAGCGUCUGGCGUUGGCAUCGCCUGGGACCACCUUCGACGACUGCAGGCCAAAUUCUAAACCCAGUCAUGACUACGAGCGUCUGAAAAGUCAGUGCAUGAGGGCCAUGGCAGAUCUGCAGUCUCUCCAGAACCAGCAUACCAAAACACUAAAGAGGUGCGAGGAGGCCGUGAAAGAGGCCGACUUCUACCACAUGCUGCACAGCCGCGUCUUGGGCGAACAGACGCAGCUGAAGGAGGAGAUGGAGACGCUCAGGAGGGACAACGCCCAGCUCGUCCGAGAGCACAACCACGUGAAACAGAACUGCGAGGAGCUCAAACGGCUGCACGUUCAAGACCAGAAAGAGUUGGCAGACCUUCGGCUGCAGCAACAGCAGGUAAUGAGAGAGAAGGGCUCCUCCGAGGUGUUAAACAAACUGUAUGACACGGCGAUGGACAAGCUGGAGGGCGUGAAGAAAGAGUAUGACGCUCUAAGCAAGCGCUACAGUGAGAAGGUGGCCAACCAUAACACAGACCUGAGCCGCCUGGAGCAGGCCGAGGAGGAGAACCGGAGGCUGCAGAAGCAAAUGGAUGCGCUGCUCAAGCAGCGAGACUCAGCAAUGCACUACCAGCAGCAGUACUCCACCUCCAUGAGGAGGUUUGAUUCGGUGCAACAAGAGCUGAAUAAAUCCUCGGCUCAGAACAAGGAGCUGCAGAGAGAGAUGGAGCGCCUGCAGUCAGAGGUGACACGCUACAAGAACCUGCAGCUGAAGGCGUCAAAGGAUUGUGAUAAGUUCAAGGAGGAGAGAGACUCUGUGUUCAACGAGUACCGUCUCAUCAUGAGCGAGAGGGACCAGGUGAUCAAGGAGCUGGACAAGCUGCAGACAGAGCUGGAGGCCGCCGAGGCUCGACUGAAAAACACAUCUUCAGAGAGAGUGGUGGCCAGUGAAGAGCUGGAGGCACUCAGACAGGAGUUGAACUCGUCGCUGGUGGACCGUGACCGGGCCAUCUGCGAGAGGAAUGAGCUGCUGGAGAAGUACUGCCAUGAGGUGAAGGACAAGGCCGAGGCCCAGAAGGAGCUGAGCCAGGCGUGCAAGGACAUUGAGAUGGUCCGGGAGGAGAGGGACGUGGCCCGCAAGGAGAGGACGGAGGCCAUCAUUCAAAGGGAUCAGCUGCUGCGAGAGUACUACCAGGCCAGACAGAAACAAGAUUCGGCCACCCUGGAUAUGGAACGCGCCAAUAAGGAGAUUGAGAUGCUGAGGAAACAGUACGAGGCCAUGUCCCAGGAACUGAAGGAGGCCACACAGGAGGCUGAGGUGGCCAAAUGUCGACGAGACUGGGCCUUUCAGGAGAGGGACAAAAUAGUAGCGGAGAGGGAGAGUAUAAGGACUCUGUGUGACAACCUGCGGCGGGAGAGGGAUCGUGCUGUCAGCGAUUUGGCCGAUGCCCUGCGAAAUCUGGACGAUAUGAGGAAACAGAAAAAUGAUGGGCUGCGAGAGCUCAAAGAACUAAAGGAGAAGAUGGAGAGCCAGCUGGAAAAGGAAGCCCGGUUUUGUCAGCUAAUGGCCCACAGCUCACACGACUCGGCCAUUGACACGGACUCCCUGGAGUGGGAGACGGAGGUGGUGGAGUUUGAGAAAGACAGGGAGGACAUGGAUUUGAAGGCACUUGGGUUUGAUAUCGCAGAGGGGGUAAAUGAUCCGUAUUUACCAGGAGAUUGUGGAAUAUUCGUUACAAGGGUGGACAAAGGAAGUAUCGCAGAUGGAAGGUUAAGAGUAAACGAUUGGUUGUUGAAGAUUAAUGACAUGGACCUGACCAAUAAGGACAGGAAGCAGGUGGUGAAGGCGGUCCUUAACGGUGGAGGUUUGAUCAACAUGGUGGUACGAAGACGAAAGUCUCUGGGCGGAAGGUUGGUCACUCCUGUUCACAUCAACCUGCAGGGACACAAAGACAGUGGAAUCGGUCUGGAAAGCGGCGUGUUUGUCACUGCCCUCGUCCAGGGCAGCCCAGCAGCUAGAGAAGGUUCUUUAACAGUCGGAGACAGACUGAUCGCUAUAAACGGCAUCGCUCUGGAUAACAAAUCUGUGACAGAGUGCGAGGCUCUGCUCAGGAGCUGCAGGGACUCUCUCAGCCUUUCUCUCAUGAAGUUCUUUCCUCACAGCACAUCAGGCCAGAACAUCUUUGAAAGUCUGCGUGAUUCAUCAGAGAAGUCCAACGGGCGCCUCCACCCGUCAGAGAUUCACUCCAGGAACAGCCGUAACCUCAAACAUAACAGCUCCACGCAGACAGACAUCUUCUGUCCGGAUGUUGGAAGCACCAGCACAAGCAGCAUUUCUGGGGAGAGAAGGAAGGUCAGGGGAGAAUCCGACGAAGUGUACAGCGAUAUCAGCAAACCGUUCUCCACAGGUUCCCUCCACGCCACCAGCCUGCGGCCGGCAUCAGAAUUAGGCUCCGGCCGCUAUGCCAGUGCUUUCCAGGAGUGCUGCUCCUACACGAAGGCACCCUCCUCCCUGCCCUUUGACCCCGUCUCUGCCUCGGACUGCAUCACGAUGGAGACAACUCUGGAGAAGAAGCACAGUGGGGGAACGUGGCCCAAAAUGGUUGCUGGAGGGAUGUCGGUGGCGCCGGAUAACACCAGCCCAAUCACAGCCGCAGCACAGCUCUCUAUCUACAAGUCGCCCAAACAGAGGAAGUCCAUCUUUGACCCGGACACUUUCAAACGCCCUGAAACGCCUUCCUCAAAGAUGGAGUACAUGGCAGCCAAUCAGAUUGCAGCAGUAGCCGCAGCUGCUGCAGCCUCACACUCCCCACAGCCUUCAAAGACAGACUCCCUCUCCUCCUCAUCAACCCCUACUCCAACCCCUCCAACCCCACCCACUCGCAGUGACUCCUUUAAGUUCAAACACAAGCAUCAGAGCAGCUCCGCCUCUGACUGCACCAUCACCUCCGAUGGCAAAGGAGAGGCCGCCAUCUCCAUGGCAGCGGGAGAGAGCAGAGAGAGGAGCGAGCGGGAAAGAGACAGGAACGGAAACCACUAUUUUGUGGACGGUAAGGUCCUGACCUCAAGAAAGUCAUGUGAUGAGGACAUCGGCAGAACCAGAGGGGAGGAGCCUGAGGUGAAGAGGCCCCGCCCUAAAUCUGCUCCCGCUCUUCGACGUAGGAUGACCCCACAGACCAUCACACUCCCCACCUUCCAAAGUUACUCUAAUGAUGAGCAUUCGCCCGAGCCCAGGGACAUGCUGCGUUCAUCCCCCAGCCGCUCCCACAGGCACAGCGUUGGCUUCGUCCCCACCGUCUACAACGGCUCCCUACCUCCCAAUUCAGCCCACCGAGGUCUGGCUCCUUGCCCUGCUGUGACGGCGGUGAUGAGGAAUCCAGUCUACACUGUGCGCAGUCACCGUGUUCACACCAGCAACUGUCCGUCUGUCGCCUCGCAGAUCUGUCACCAGCACUCUCACACCAGCCCACAGCACCAGGGUCGUCUGAGCCUGGACCUGAGCCAGCAGAAGCGCACAGGCGACUUCUCCGAAUCCUCAUCGUCACGCAGCAGCAGAGCCUCACACGGUACAAACUCACUGCCCUCCAGUGCACGACUCGGUCAGUCUGACACGCACGCAAGCAAGCUUGCACACAUCAAAGGUUCUUCCAAUAACGUCCAGUACCGCACAGAGAGGAUAAAAAUCCCUUCAACUCCGCGCUACCCUCGCUCCAUGCUGGGGUCAGACAGAGGCUCCCUCUCACACUCUGAGUGUAGCAGUCCCAGUCUCAUCACGCCGCCACAAUCACCACUCAAUCUGGAGACCUCCUCGUUCGCCAGCAGCCAAUCACAAGGCUCAAUUUCCACUUUACCUCGGAUCUCUGUCAGCCCUGUGCCGAUAGGGGAGCGCAGGAAAGACAGGCCAUACUUGGAGGAACCCCGCAAUGUCAUCGUGCACAAAGGUGCAGAGCCGCUGGGCAUCUCCAUCGUCGGCGGGGAGAAUGGAGGAAUCUUUGUGUCGAAAGUUACUGGAGGUAGCAUCGCCCACCAGGCUGGAUUGGAGUACGGAGACCAAUUACUGGAGUAUAACGGCAUCAACCUGCGGAACGCCACUGAGCAGCAAGCUCGCCUCAUCAUUGGCCAGCAGUGUGACACCAUCACCAUCAUGGCCCAGUACAACCCACACAUGUACCAGCUGGGAAACCACUCUCGAUCCAGCUCCCGUCUGGAGCCGGUCAGCACUCAGUCGACUCCCCAGGGGAGUGGAGCUGCCACGCCUGACAAUCACUCCGCCAUCGAUACGCUCAGCGAGCAGGAUGAGGGCACGCUCACCCCCUCCUCCAAACAGACCACGCCCACCACAAGCCCACACAAUUUCAUCAGAAUGCCGUCUGAGGGCAGCAGGAAGGUGGGUGAGCCUCGGCUUGUGACGGUGCGCAGGCCGGGGGUGGAGGUGGGAGUGAUGCUCAGUGGAGGGAACCUGCGGGGUGUCUACAUAGAGAGCCUCGAUGAGGACAGUCCUGCCAGAGGGCCUGAUGGGCUGCUCCCUGGGGAUCUUAUCCUGGAGUACAACUCGGUGAAUAUGAAGAAUAAGACGGCUGAAGAGGUGUACGUGGAGAUGCUGAAGCCUGCGGAGACGGUCACAAUCAAGGUGCAGCAUCGGCCCGAUGACUUCAACAUGCUCAAAGAUGUCCCAGGAGACGGCUUUUAUAUUAGAGCACUUUACGACCGGGUGGGGGAGGCCGAGGGGGACCUGAGUUUUAAGAAGGACGACAUCCUGUAUGUGGACGAGUCUUUACCAAAGGGCAGCUUCGGGACCUGGAUGGCCUGGCAGCUAGACGAGAACGCACAGCAGAUCCAGAGGGGGCAGAUUCCCAGCAAGUACAUGAUGGACCAAGAGUUUUACCGCAGGCACAGCGUAACAGAUAUGAAGGAAGACUCCGGUAAGACUCUGUCUGCAGCUGCCCGCAGGUCCUUCUUCAGGAGGAAACAGAAACACAAACGCAGCAGCUCCAAAGACAGCAAAGAGAUGGUGGCCCUGGAUGCCAUCAGCACAGACUCCAUCCCGUUCCUGGAUGACUGUGUGAGCCUGGCAUACCAGCGGGUCCAGAAGGUGGACUGCACAUCACCCCGGCCGGUCCUCGUCAUUGGGCCUCUCACUGACCCUGUCAAGGAGAUGCUGGUCAAAGAGUCUCCUGGGAAGUUCUGCAGAUGUGUACUGGAGGUGAUGAAGGCAUCUCAGCAAGCCAUCGAACGGGGCGUCAAGGACUGCCUCUUCAUCGACUACAAGCGCAGAAGUGGCCAUUUUGAUGUGACCACUGUUGCUUCUAUAAAGGAAAUAACAGAAAAGGGUUGUCACUGUUUGCUGGACAUCGCCCCGCACGCCAUCGAAAGGCUCCACAGUGUUCACAUUUAUCCUAUCGUUGUCUUUGUCCGCUACAAAAACGCCAAGCAGAUAAAGGAGCAGAAAGAUCCUGUUUAUCUGCGGGACAAAGUAUCUCAAAAACAUUCCAAGGAGCAAUUUGAAAGUGCACAGAAGAUUGAACAAGAAUACAGCAAAUACUUCACAGGUAUUGUCCAGGGCGGCACCCUCCCUUACAUUUGCACUCAGAUCAUGACUAUAGUUGAUCAAGAACAAAGUAAAGUCCUGUGGACUCCACUCGGCUGCCCCUAGAAGAGGCUGGCUGCCACUACAGGAAGCUGCGGCUUUCAUUUCCAUUCCCUGCAAACACUAAUUAACCCUUUCACACUAUACCAAUAGGUACACUGCAGUGAGCUAGUUCUGUAAAUUAUUGAUAUUUUUUUAUUUUGUCUUUGUUAUGGUUUAUAAUCAGAGCCUCCUUUUACUUCUGAUGAACUCCGGAGCAGGUUUCGUAGCACUGGAUCUUGAUGUUCAAAGUUCAUUCAGUCUUCCCUAAGGGUUUCUGGUGGUGUAUUUGUAAUGCUGCAUCGUAAAGCGUCCUGUUUACAGUCAAAAGACAAGUCUAACUAACUAUCGGUGUUCAAUAUUAGCUUGAAUGCGUGUCCCUCCCCCAUGUGAACAGACACCUCAAACACUAAUGAAGUUCAGCCACUUUGACCCACUCGUGUACCAGAUGAUAUUGUGGUUUCCCUACGAUUAUGCACCCAUAUGUCGACGACUGACAACUAAUUAUGUGAGUUUGUUUUUGUGCGUGUGUGUGAGUGAGAGAGAUAAAACAUUGAAACUGACAGUUUGAGUUGCAUUGAGUUGUUUGUUGGCAUGAUUAAGAUGCUAUAGAAAUGGAGUGCUAGGAUCAGACAUCACAUUCCUCUUGUGGCGUUUCAUCACAAAAAAACUUGCAAACCUCUUGAAGUAUGUAGCUGUGGUCUUUACCAAACCCGACUGCCAACAGUGACGGCCUCAUAAAACACACCGAUGUUUGCUCUAUGCAUUUUGUUUCUAUAGUAGCCGGGCGUGUGGACGGUUCAUGGGCCUUUCUGAAGUGCCUUCGGAGAAGAAGCCUGAUCUCAAACCAGCCCCUAGUCACCUGGCCACGAUAUUGGGAGAGUCUGUAAGGCUUCACUACAAGAUUUAAUGCACCAUUUAAUCAAUAAUAGGUCUGAUCUCAAUCUCCACCCUAAGCACUGAACCCUCACGGGCUUUAAUGGCGUCACAUGUGCAGUAGGAGAGAGUUUGAGGGCUCACACAAAUAUUAGUAGAACACUAUCAUGACAUUACAUGUUACCUGGAGCAGGAUGAGCCUUAAAUAAUGAAAAAGCCUGGUAGCACCUUAUUUUAAAGGGCCUUAAUUACCUUGUAAUUUUGUUGUAAUAAAUGUUAAAUAGCUAGUAGUUUCUCAAGAAUAAGGUGUUAAUUACCUUGUAAUAAGCUGGCAUUUUACCAAGUAGUAAAUCUGUAAUAUUAAGGAAGUAUUUAAUAAUGUAUUGAUUAUCAAGCAAUUCCUCCUGUGGCAGUUCUCUGGUAAUUCAGUGGUAUUUUACUCUAACCCUAGCCCUUUAACCCUUACCUUAACCCUCGCCCUUGUAAUAAGGCAAUUCUCUGGUAAUUAGGUGGUGUUUUACUCUAACCUUAGACAUCUAACCUUUACCUUAACCCUAACCCCUGUAAUAUUGUGGCAAUUCUCUUGUAAUUAGAUGGUAUUUUACCACCAGUAUUUUGUAGAAAUAAGAUGCUAAUGCUCUAUGUAAGUUGCUUAAUAGUUCCAAGGCAGUUUCUUUAUUUUGGUCCAUUAAUUAAAGUGAGUCCUUCCUGAAUAAUUUCCAAGUAUUUUUUAGGGUUAGGUUAGGGUGAAAGUUGCCACAUUAUUAUAAGGAAUUCCUUUAUGAUUAAUAGAUUAUUACUUGGUAAAAUGCAAACUUAUUACAAGGAAAUUACACCUUGUUAUGGAGAAAUUACUAUAAAAAUACACUUAUUACUAUGAAAUUACUAGGUAAUUAGGGCCUACUAAAAUAAAGUGUUACCAUAAAGCCCACUCCUAGUAUGUAAUUGUUUUUCAAAAUGAUUUUAAGCACACUUGAAAAGCCCAGAAAAGCUUUAAAAUGUCUUUAAAAAAACAAGAGUAAUAAAGAAGGCUGUGUCACUUUUACUAAUUUGAGUUUUCACUUAUUCUCCACGCUAGCUAUGAUGAAAUGCAACCUUCUUUUUUAAACUGUCAUACUGCUUCAAUAUACAGGCAUUUGCUUAUGUUUAGCAGGCGAUCAUGUCUUUCACAUCCUAAACUUUGCAAUAAAUCCAAGGCAAGUCCGACAGGAAAGUAUGCAAGUGUGCAGACUCGCAUUUAGUACACAAUCUGCCAUCAGGAAGUCUGCAUCAGAGCCUUCGUACACUUGCUGUAAAUGCGCUACAAAGUCCGUGAGUCUGAGCGUGGAGAUAGGGAUUCACCCACAGGCUGGGUGACUCAGGAGCUGUUUUGAGAUCAGUUUUGUGUUGAGCGCAUGACAAUGGCGAGGUUUAGAGGGUAGGCCGAAGCGGCGGCCAACGGGUUAACUCCUCAGAAUGCACUCCAGGGCUAGACAGACCACUGUGUAACUAUCAUUCUAUCUCUUUAACAUAUAUUUAACAACCAUAUAGAGUAUAACAUAUACAGUAUGCAGAUACAUCUGAGAAAAAAAAAGCAAAUAUAUAUAAAUAUAUAUUACAUGUAUUUUCACUAGGUUGUACGCCUAGGAUUGUCUGGCGGUCGAGUCAUGUCUUAGCAGGUAUUAGCAUGUUUUUUUUUUUUUUUUUAUUCUUUUUUGUUAUUUUCUUUUCGUGGUCGGUUUGUCAGUCACUUAUCAAUGUACUCAUUAAAAGAGACACUAUGAAGCAAAAUUUGCAGGGUAAUAUCUGUAAAGGAUUUUCCUCUGAUCUGUUUAAAUGUUAGUGACUUUUGUUAUUUAAUUGUAUUUUUUAUUCAGGAGGUGAAAAAUAUUGACAAAAAUAUUCAGCCCUUCCUCAAAAGAAAACCAUAUCCUGAAUCUUUAUUGUGCCAAAAUUCACUGAGUCAACUUUAUCCUUUUUUUUAAUUUCUGUUUUGCACUUGUUUAUCUGUUAACCUUAAACAUGUAACUGUUCUUAGGUUUUCAGUAGACUACAAUAGGUACUAUAAUUUCUACUGAAACUAAUACACCUUUAUAUCGCUUACAUCAGUUCCUUACAUUUCAUUGAUGGCCUUUUUUAUUUUGAUUAGAAAAAAAAAGGAUCACUUCUUAUUUGAAUUCUUAAAAAGGGAUCUAUUCUUGCACAGUUUUUCAAAGGAAAAUUAGUCCAAAAGUUUGACUUAUUGGGCUAAAGCAGAAGUAAAGUGUAAUGUUACUAUUUUUCUGACUAGAUAGCAUAGAGAGAGAGACGGAUACAACGUGAAAUGCUUGUAUUUUUAGUGAGGGUCUAGUUACCAGGUACUGAUUGAACUUUUCUUUUAUUAAAAAGAAUGUGAUUUGUAUG
Molecule: messenger RNA, 9783 nt
Organism: Cheilinus undulatus (humphead wrasse)
Lineage: Eukaryota; Metazoa; Chordata; Actinopteri; Labriformes; Labridae
Gene: dlg5a
Product: discs, large homolog 5a (Drosophila)
Exons: 33
Coding region: 424-6552 (2042 amino acids)
Biological process (GO): regulation of apoptotic process
Molecular function (GO): protein binding
Source: RefSeq, a predicted model, not a curated record